CAGAAAUUUUGUCUGCCGCGGUCACUUUCACGCUACGUCUGUCUGAAUGAAACAACAUUCUCUUUGAAAAUUUCUCUUCGACAUGAAGGAUUUGCAACUGCACUAGCCUUUUCUAACAACCAUAAUUCAAUUGCUUACAGGAGCAAAGGAGGUGUUCUUAGACUAUAAUAAAGAAUUACACCCUCAUUAAAAUACGAAAAAAGUGAGUUUAGCAUGAAGUCGCUAGUUUUACUUCUGAUGACAUUAAAUUAUCUGGGAGUAGAGAGUUACACCGAUACCCAUCAAACCCAGCUGCAUACUGAUUUGUUAACCGGAUAUGACAGAAGAGUCAGACCAGGUGAUGGGAACACACCCACGCAAAUAGGACUCACGUUCCAAGCAAUUUCUCUGAAGGAAUUCUCUGAAAGCGAGGGAAAAAUCGCAUUGGUGGGAGCAUUGAUGCUAGUUUGGAUGGAUACGAGGUUGUCGUGGAAUCCGGCAUCUUAUGGAGGUGACCUUGAACGAACUGUCUUGUAUAUCAAGGACAUAUGGGUACCAAAGUUGGUGAAUAUGAAUCCAUACGGGCCCGUUAAAAUGUUAGGUGUGAGUGAGAUGUUGUGUGAGAUUUCCAACACCGGUGUCGUGUCAGUAAUCCUACCAGACCUGUACGAAUCCACUUGCGACGCGGAUGUCUCGAAUUAUCCAUUCGAUUCACAAACGUGCACGCUUCAGUACUAUAUCCCUGGGUAUUACGUUGACGAUAUCAACUUAGCGGCAUCUGAACCUACCUUUGGCAUGAUACUGUAUGAAGAGAACGGACUCUGGAAAAUCACAAACACAUCAGUUACAGUCGCUACACAAGUGACCAAUUUCCAGAUUCUGAAACUUUCCUUAAGCAUGGAGAGACGUACGACUUACUACAUAGCCGGUCUUCUUCUUCCGAUUCUAUUAAUGAAUGUCAUACAACUACUCGUGUUUAUAAUUCCGGUCGAAUCCGGGGAACGUAUAGGCUAUUCUAUUACCGUGUUAUUGGCAAUUGCGGUUUUUCUUACUAUAAUACAAGAUAAACUUCCGGAAUCGUCUGAGCCGAACGUAUCCCUUCUUACUUACAAACUCUUAGUAGACAUGGUCAUCGGCUGCGGCAUGAUCUUUGCUGUCGUGAUUGGUUUGAGAUUCUACUUCCGGACCGAGAACUUGCCAGUACCCGGAUGUCUGCGUGGCUUUGCUCGGUGCUUCUAUUUAUGUUGUAAACGGAAACGUCCGACACAGACUGUAGUUCCCGAGAAGGAAGACCCCGACACUGAAUCUUACAGCGUAACUUGGCAUGAUGUUGGAGAGGCAUUUGAUCGCAUGUGUUUACUGUUGUUUAUUUUGUCACUGAUAUUGAAUAAUGCUAUUUACUUUGCAGCAAUAUCGUUAAAAUAAAACCUUACAUUCGAAUUGUUAUAUAUAUAAAUCCAAAACAACCUCACAAUGCAUGUACAACUCAUUACCAUCUAACAUAUUUUCCACAUAGUAAUAUUCAUGUGCGUUUUGUGCAAUAACCGAUUUUAUUACACAUUAUAUACCCAAGAUUAUUUUUUUGCCCAUCAUCAAAAUUUUAGGGUGGCAAUCUCCAUAUCGUGACGAACUUCCUAUCAAAUUAAGCAAUCUGUAAGUAAUGAAUUCAAAUCCUGCUGCUACUUUUGUAAUGUUUAACUUUCCAAAUAUCUUUAAAAUAAUUAUUUUGUCAAAUAUGAAUGGCAACACUCAUGGAAAAUUCUAAAUGGUGAAAGUUUUUUUCAUUAUUAUGUUCUUUCAUUUACAAUAAAAUCGACAGGUAUCCCAUACCACCUUAAAAACGCUGUUUAUAACAAAAUCAUACGAAUUGGAAUGGCUAGCCUAUCUUUGCUAAUAUGUAAUUUUCAUUUUUAUAAGAAAAUAUAACAUGCAUAUAUCUCCCCCCUUUUGGUACAUGAAAUUUAUAGAUGAAAAAUUGUCGAGCUUUUAUGUUUCGUUAAAAUGAAUACAGGCUUUUUACAUCAAUGAUUCAGAAAUAUUAAUAAUAUUACAGGAUUCAAUCCUAUAAAUGUAAUCAAAGUACUCAUAGUACUGAAAAGCGACAACCCGGCUUCUGAAUGUAUAUAAAGGAUAAACAGUGUAUGUUUUUAACAUUUCAGCUUCUGUAUUGCCACUAUACUGUAUUUCCUCAUCACUGCGUGACACCCCCUGCAAUAACGACAAUAAAGCGCUAGGCUAUGCUUAGCGCUUUAAAAAGGAAUAGAGAGAUUUGGUGAAUUAUUAUUUUGUGUGAAUUCCUAUAUGUAUGUACAAAUUAUCUCUAUGCGAUGGAAGGAAAUUGAAAGUUAAAUCAAAUAAAUGAAUCGUUGUGUUUGAAAUGGAUGUAACAGAACAAUUCUAGCAUACACUGAAAUUAAAUGGUUGAUGAUAUGGGUACAAUUCUUUUUUUUUUAAACACGCCAAUUAAAUGUAGAACAUUUAAUAUCAUUAUGACAUCUUUAACAUGAUGGAGUUCACCAAGAAGUGUUUUAUACUAACAUUUGAAUAUAACCAAUUUUUCUUUACAACCACAAUUCAAGGGACCAAGUGAUUACAAUGGAUAAUGUAUAACAUAAUUAAGAACUUCUUCGGUCUUCAGACCCAUACGUAUAGAAACGUCAUGAAAUAUAAGAGGUUUUUAUCAUAAAUGUGAUCAAAAUGAAGAAGACAGCGAGUUUCAUUUUAUUUUAAAAAUGUCCAUUUUA
Messenger RNA from Magallana angulata, 2723 nucleotides. RefSeq names its product acetylcholine receptor subunit beta-like. The record is from RefSeq and is a predicted model, not a curated record. Gene Ontology annotation, molecular function: neurotransmitter receptor activity; transmembrane signaling receptor activity; extracellular ligand-gated monoatomic ion channel activity. Gene Ontology annotation, cellular component: neuron projection; membrane; synapse. The transcript is spliced from 2 exons. NCBI's taxonomy places the organism in Eukaryota, Metazoa, Mollusca, Bivalvia, Ostreida, Ostreidae. The coding region runs from base 214 to 1404 and encodes 396 amino acids. Gene Ontology annotation, biological process: monoatomic ion transmembrane transport; chemical synaptic transmission; signal transduction.